Molecule: messenger RNA, 1572 nt
Organism: Parnassius mnemosyne (clouded apollo)
Lineage: Eukaryota; Metazoa; Arthropoda; Insecta; Lepidoptera; Papilionidae
Source: the annotation of a GenBank genome assembly
AUGACCAGAUACAAACAGCCGAAAAAGUUGGAGAAUCUGGCGUUAAUUAGACUCGGUGAUUGGAUAGCAUUUCAAGCAGAAACACAAAUGGCGUCUGCAGCGAAGCUUGCUCACGAAAGUAUUAGUAAAGCCCAAGUUGUUCUAGUGCAUAACAUCGAUGUUAUUCGUUUUUAUUUAGAUAUCAAUGUUCCAUGGAUGCUCUACGACUCAUUAGCAGUUGAAACAAUUAGGGCGUUAUCAAACUUAUUAGAAAAAACUAAAAACUCAUUGGGGUUUAGAGGUUCUAUGGGAAAAUUUGUCACACAAAUGAACGUCAUAGUAAAAAUGUCUGAGGUACUUUUUACCAAAAAUUUAACAUACCUGUCUAUAGAUAAAAUUCCAAAAAUGAUUCGGUCAGUUUUUUAUUCUAAAUUACAUAUGCUUACAGGACUCGUGUACUUAAAUUUAGGUUCACUUUCAGGGGGAUGGAAAACUGCAGAUAUGGAAGGUGCUAUUAUCGAAUCACUAAAGGAAUUACAUUGUCUUAAAUAUCUUUCUAUUAACUAUGACUGCACUGAUAACAUUUUGAUAUGCAUUGUAAAAAAUUGCCCCCUUAUCGAGAAACUAGACGUCUCAUCUUCAAAAUGUAUAUCGAAUGAGAGCAUUGAUAUAAUUUGUAAUCUGAGGAAAUUGAGAAGCGUUCAGCUCUAUAGGACAUCAAUUACUUGGUCUGGCUUUGCAAAUUUACUUCUGAACUGCGAUAAUUUGGAAGACGUAGGUAGAUGUGACGAAAUUGGAAGAGUUUUAGAAUUUAUACGUAAGAUGGAAAUAGGACUUAAGCAACUUAAGCUAAAAACAUACGUGAGUCGUUACGCAACAGACAACCACUUACAAUUGGCUGUUCAAAUGUGUCCCUUUAUUCGUAGCAUGACAGUUUUUCAUAAUACUUUGCAAAGCGAUCUAAUGGUAUUAAUAGGCUUAGAACACCUCUGUGAUCUAAAAUUACUCUCGUGUGACUUUUAUGCGGAUCAAAUUAAACAAGUACUUCAAGUAAAGGGGUGUAAUAUUAUAAAUUUACAUCUUGAGCACGUCGAUCAAAUUGAUUUGAAUGCUUUAAUGUACAUUAGUCAGAUGUGUCCACUACUUGAAAAUUUAACGCUUUAUAAUUGUACUCUGAUACAACACACUUCCCUGUAUACAAGAAAGUUGGAAAUACUACCUUUCAGAAAUUUAAAAAGAUUAACUUGUGUAAGUACAUGUACAGAUGAACAAUUGCUAUUUUUACUGACGAAUUGUUUAAAUGUCGAAUUUAUUCAUAUUGGUACAGCUGUACAAUUUACUGACGAUUUCAUGUUUAAAAUAUUAGACAAAAAUCCACUAAUACACUUAAGGGAAUUACGUAUUAUGCAAUCAGAUUUCAUGACUGUGACUUCUGUGGAAAGAAUAAUACAAAGUUGUAUGAAUCUAGAAAUAUUAGUAGAGCUAGAAAGUUGGACUCUAUUAACGGAUACUGAUCGCGAGUUUAUAAGGAAUUUUAUUAAAAUUAACAAUUUUAAUGUUGAUACUAGCCCUAUAAGAAGAUACGAUGCAUGA